Molecule: messenger RNA, 1263 nt
Organism: Chironomus riparius
Lineage: Eukaryota; Metazoa; Arthropoda; Insecta; Diptera; Chironomidae
Source: the annotation of a GenBank genome assembly
UUUAGAAAGAAUUUUCAUCUAAAUAGGUGCAGUGAUAUUCAAAGAAUCGAAACUAAAACGAUAAAAAAAUGGGAGUCCUAUUUAAUGCUGUCGUGUCUAUCGGAGUUGGAGUUGCAACAACUGCUUUGAUUGCUGGAACAGGCCCAGUUGGUGUAGCUGCUGCUUUGGCUAUUAAAGGUGCAGAAGCUACUGCCGCAACAUAUGCUAUAGGGAGUGGUGUUUUAGCAGCUGGAUAUACAAAUGUCUAUCUCAAUACAGGCAGAUCGAGUGGACCAAGCCUCUUUCCUAGUUUUGGGAAUGGUUCAAGCGGAUCAAGCAGCUCAAAUCUAUCAAGUAGUUUAAGUGGAACAAGCAGUUCAAGUGGAACAAACAGUUCAAGUGGAUCGAGCAAUUCAAGCGGAGCAAGCAGUUCCACCCAAAGCAGAUCAAGUAAUGCUGGCAAUACAAACAAUUCAAACGAUCCUAACCGUGAUCAAAACGAAAGAGGUUCAAACAAUUCAGGCAACAACAAUGAUGCAAAUACAACUGAUCAAGAUGAAGACAAUUGGGAUUCAAGUGAUGAAAGCGACGAAAGAAACCACAGAUAUAAAUACAUCGCUAAAAGAUAUCCAGGACGAUCAACAUAUGCAAAUCCAUUAGAAAUUGAUCAUACUAUUCCGAUGGCUGUUUGGAAGGAACUUCUCAAAGAAAUCCAAAAAUAUGCUGAAAAUGAUCUUCCAAAACAUUUGAAAAGAGCUCUAAAAAUAUUCAGAAUUAUAUUAAAAGGCAAAGAUAUAUUCUCAUUGAGUGCCAAAGAUCUUGAUAAAUUGAUGAAAGAGUUUCCAGCCAUUGAAAUCUUAAAAUUAAUCCAUCGACAUCAAUUCUCAACUGGAAACAAAGAAUUGCGGAAAAACUUCAAUAAACUAAUUCUUGAUUUUAUUUUGGCUGGAAAUUGGGCUGGUGCUAUUGAAUAUAUAUUCAGAGAUCAAAUUAAUAUUGCAAGAUUUUUCAAUGUUGGUCAAGAAGAAAUUGAAAAUAUCCUCAAUCGUCAGAGAAGCUUUGUGAGAUAUUUACUGAGAAAAGGUAUUCUUACUGAAGAAGAAGCGAGGAGAUUGCUUGAAAUUAUCGGUAGUCUAAUGAAUUAAGAUUUAUUAAACUUAAUAUUAAAUGAUUUUUCAACUCGAUUUAUUCGAACUAUAAUGAACUAUGCUAUGAUUUGUUGUUAAACUAAUAUAUUUAUUAAAAUAUUAAAUUUGAUUAAAGAGUUCUAAUAUGAACCUGGAA